AUGGUGGGGGUUGCGGUGCCCCAGGCACUUGAAAUGGCUAGCGACACCAAACUGAAGAAAACGAUAUCGGAAUCCGGUCUCACAAAGUAUGGACAGGAGUGCAAAAAGCUCCAGGUCGAAUCGGUCUUGAGUCUACUCCGAGGAAAGAACACAUUUAUUCUAGCGGCAACAGGUUUUGGAAAGUCAAGAAUUCCUGAGCUCUACCUCAACCUACUCACAAAGGACCGGCUAGGAAACAUCGCCGGUGUGAUCAUAGUAUUGAAUCCCUUGGACGCCCUUGGUGACAACCAAGUCGAAGAGAAAAUUCGGGCUGGAUUCUCAGCGAUUAAUGCAACGGCGGAAAACUUCGAUGCGACUGUGGCAAACAAUAUCCUAAAUGGAGUGUACAAUUUUGUAUACGUCAGCCCCGAAAUUUUCUUAGACAACAAACGAUUCAACAAUCUGUACCUCAGCCCUGCCUUUCAGCAGAAACUCGCCCUUGUUGUGGUUGAUGAGGCGCACAUGAUUUACUCAUGGGGCCUUGUUGAAGAUGGCGAACAUCACAUUAAAGCUCACGUACGACACUGCGACCGGGGUCCGUUUCGUCCGUCAUACGGAAAACUAAGUACUCAGCUGUUGACAAAGCAUAAGGCACCGCUGCUCUUAAUGUCAGCCACUUGUCGACCAGCAGCAAUUCGGAUCAUCCGUGUGCCGAUGUCUUAUCCUCUCAGCUCGUGUGAAGACUUGUUACAGUUGUAUUCAACCAAGGAAGAAACACCAGAUGAAUCUUUGGUUCCAUCUUUAGUCUACAGCGGAACUCAAAAUCUCACACUCAAGGUCAUGGAAGUUUUGAACAAGGCUCGAGGUACACCGGGGGAACACCUUAUUCCCAGAAGCAGUUUUUCCCGUCGGUUCCAUGCUGUGACAGGCGAGCUUGACAAGCAAGAAUGUCUCACCGAUUUUGCAAAUGGAAAAGUACCUCUUAUCUCGUGUACACUGGCUUUAGGCAUGGGUCAGAACUGGAAUUUAGUGCGACAGGUGGUCCACAUGGGACGGGGUGAUCCCUCUCUGAUUUGUCAGAUGAUCGGGAGGUGUGGUCGAGACGGCCGACCAGGAUUAGCUGUUCUUUUCAUGGAACCCAACCGAAAAGGUGGGAAAAAUCAUCUAGACGAUUUCGAGCUCGGAAUGAUCCAGUCCGACGAUGAUAGAAUGGAUGCGUUGGCACUCACCCCGGUCUGCCUGAGGAUAGCAUUCUCGGUUGAUAAUCGUAAGGGCUACAUACCCCUAUCGUUUGAUGAUCCUGAAUAUCGACUGGAAUUGGCUAGAGAAAUCAAGGAAGGGUUUGCUCCAUGCAUGUGUUCGAACUGCAUGGGACACAUGGCUCAGGUGUUGUUGCAGGAAAUUCCACGGUUGAAUCAAUUCAAUUUCACCGACUAUAACUUGAACAAAUGUGCACUGGUAGCUCAGGCACCAAUCCAACUGAAGCAAAAGUAUAAUGUAGCAAAAAGGCGGGAAACUAAAGAGCCGACACACGACAACAAGGCACUUGAAGUUCUCAAGGGACUAUUGCUCAAAGAUUUUGAGGAUUUUUUUUACAAAAGGUUGGGAUCGGGUGGAUCACUUAUCCCAAGUGACCUUUUUGGUGAUACUCAAGCAAAAGCCAUUGCCGAUGAAAUUCAAUAUAUCAAGAACGAGAACGAUCUCAGAAGUACCAUCCACGGCGAAGUUUUAGCUGGUCAGCUGACGAUGUUAUUGAACACGAUCAAUCGAUUCCGAGCAGACCCUACUUAUCAACCAAGCACACCAGCUCAGCUCGCUUCAAGUACAACAAACGAUACACUUAGAAAACGAUCACACGAAGGAGUUGAAGGACAAGUAGAAAAAAAAAGGAGGCAACCGCGAUGCUCUCUUGAAGUGAUGCGCGAGAAAGCUCAAGCGGCCGAGGAGCGCAAGCAGGCUCAAGCGGAAAAGAAAAGGAUACAAGAGAUUGAAAAAUUGAAGAAAGCAGCAAGGCGGCAGGCACAGGAUUUGAUUAGGUUUGAGGUGAAGCGAGAGAGGGGGAUGAUGUAG
Puccinia graminis f. sp. tritici CRL 75-36-700-3 is the source of this 2049-nucleotide messenger RNA. RefSeq lists its product as uncharacterized. The transcript has 3 exons. The record is from RefSeq and is a predicted model, not a curated record. Gene Ontology annotation, cellular component: chromosome; cytoplasm. Gene Ontology annotation, molecular function: four-way junction helicase activity; 3'-5' DNA helicase activity; ATP binding. The coding region runs from base 1 to 2049 and encodes 682 amino acids. Gene Ontology annotation, biological process: double-strand break repair via homologous recombination. NCBI's taxonomy places the organism in Eukaryota, Fungi, Basidiomycota, Pucciniomycetes, Pucciniales, Pucciniaceae.